AUGCGGAAUCGCCUGCACAAAAAGGAAUUUUCCAUUCACAAGGACGCUGUCAACGCCGCCGCCUCUCUCGCCGCCAGAUUCACCGAACUACAUGCUCCCGCCGAGAAGGAAAAGACCUUGACGCCUGCCUCCACCGGCUCCAUCAACAGCAUGAAAGGCCGGAGCCCCGCGACCUACAAGCCGGCAGUCGCCAGGUCGAGCACUAUCCGGAGCGUACCCAGCUUCGAGGGUUCCGAGUCAAGCCCCGACAGCAAGCACAGCGCCUUUUCGAGUAGCGUCAACAGCACCGCCAGCGCCAUGUCCAACAACCCCGAGCCGAACCACCACGCCCAGACCCCCGUCAAGGCCAAGGCCGAUCCAAACAACACAUCAACGACACCCUCUCGCUGGAGCACAGGCGCACCUCGAGUGGUAGAACCUACCCCGGAACCAGAUCAUUCCACAAUGUCAGACGGACCCGAACACGCGGACGGUCAAUGGGACUCGACGAUUGGCAAGGCGGGUUUGGGCAAGACUGGGCGUGUUAUCAACAAGCUCGUCAGCGACAAUGAAUCCCUCAAGCGAGAUAUCCAGAUCGAGCGCCUGAAAGCCGACGAGGCCAAGCAGGCCGCAAAGUUGGUCGAGGACAAGAUGGAGCGCAUCGUCAGCGACUAUGAGAGCCGGCUCCUCGAAGCCAACGUCACAAAGACUCUGCUAGCCCGCAAGGAACGCCAGGUCGAAUCGCUAACAGCCACCGUCGACCUCGAAAAGAAAAAGACGGUCAGCGCCCUAGAGCGGGAAAGGAACUGGAAGGACGAAAUGGAGAAGACAAGGAAGGAGACGACAGUCCAGGUGGAAGAGGCAACAAAUUAUGCACAGCUGAUGGAAGGCCGAUACAACGCCAUUUCUUCACACUGGCGGGAUCAAGGCGACGAGGUGAAGCGGGCCGUUUCCAAAAUGAAGACCGAGAUCGAUCAACUAAACGAAGAGCGACGGAAAGACGACGAUAAGAUACAGACACUAAAGGACCUCUGCGACCAACAAGACAGCAACAUCAAGCAGCUUCGACAUGAAAAGGAAGAAAUCGCCCGCAUGUUUGAAGAGUACAAGAAGGCUCAAGAGGACGCGCUCAAGGACAUCAAGACCAACGCAAGGAAGCGAGAGGAUGAGCAGGAGCGCCUAUUAGAGCAGUCCAGGGAGGCACUCGCCAAGCUAAAGUGGGCGUUGAACGUCAAGGAGAACGUCAAAGGCGCGCAAUGA
Molecule: messenger RNA, 1239 nt
Organism: Fusarium keratoplasticum
Lineage: Eukaryota; Fungi; Ascomycota; Sordariomycetes; Hypocreales; Nectriaceae
Exons: 2
Coding region: 1-1239 (412 amino acids)
Source: RefSeq, a predicted model, not a curated record